Colias croceus (clouded yellow) is the source of this 2903-nucleotide messenger RNA. RefSeq lists its product as uncharacterized. The transcript is spliced from 7 exons. NCBI's taxonomy places the organism in Eukaryota, Metazoa, Arthropoda, Insecta, Lepidoptera, Pieridae. Bases 264 to 2870 code for a protein of 868 amino acids. Gene Ontology annotation, molecular function: protein binding. The record is from RefSeq and is a predicted model, not a curated record.
UAUUAAACGCAGCGAAAAUAUUCAAAAUCUAGAUGAAAUUGGGUCAAAUCUGUGGUCAAAUCACGGUCAAAUAUUUAUAAAAAUAUAUAAAGCUGGCAACUGCAGAAUGUCAAUGUCAUUUGUUUAAAAAAAAACGCCAUGGCACAAAAUCGGACGCUGUGUUGUAAAGGGGGUUACCCCCGAUGAAUUUUACAACACCUAUGUUUUAUGAAGUUUUAUCGUACCUAGCAUUGUAAGGCAAUUGCCCAAUUAAUGUUUGGAAAAUGUCAGAACUCCAAAAAUUAUUGCUUAAAAAUAUGCCUAUAUUAAGGAAAAAGUCAGUUUCCCACAAAACUUCUGCCACUGACGAAUUUGUGGUCCCAUUUAAGUCGAAUACCAAAAUAUACCUCGAGGAAACAAUAUAUAAAGAUGAAGAGGAAGAUCCGUUGAACGGUGAAUACCCAAAUUUAAUAAUCGUGAAUAAAUAUUUAAAUAAUUUAUUUAACUCUACUAGAACAGUAGCUACUUAUACACUCGAUAAUAAGACUAUACAACUAGAUUCGGACGAAGUAACAAAAGUAGUUGGUAACGAGAAUUAUGACGUUAUUUUGAGAGCGUUGUGUGGAAUUGACGAGAUGAAAGUAAAAAUUCAAGCUAUUUUAGCGCUUCUUACUGAUGGGAAGAGACAUAGAACAGCCGAAAAGUGUUGUCAAACAAUCGUGAGUGAUAUGGAAACAUUUAUUCGUGCUAAAAGUCGCAAAAAGCGGCCGAGUCGGUGUAAAGCGUAUGUAAUAGAUGAUAAAGAAGCAUUAAACUAUCCGCAGACGACAGCCAAGAAACCCAAAGUGGUACAAAAAACUCAAGUGAGAAAAAACAGUUCAGAUAACUUGUUGGACUUAAAAUUAAUCGUAGACGAAGAUAGUAACAUAUCUGACGCUAGCGUUGGCAAUCUAUCUAUGAUAAGUUGUCAGAUACCGCACAUUUUGGAGAAUCCAACGUUUAUAUUACAGAAUAUAGAUAAAUACACACAAGAGAGUAUAAAAAACGAGCAUCAAAGUGUACUUAAGUUGGUUGAUGGUAGUACGGUGGUGUUACAAGAAAAGCCGGAGGAUUUUUUCCAUAUAGCGACUGCAAAUACAUUACGAGGGUUGUCGGUGGAGGAUAAAAAGCGAGUGUUAUUGCACCAAGCAUAUAUAGAUUGGAAGUAUUGCUUGCAACCGGAUCAAGAAGGUAAUUUGCCUCUCCACAUAGCUGUUAUGAACAAUGAUGUCGAGUUACUAAAAAGACAUUGCGCCUUGUUGAAAAGUCGAAACGCGUCUAUUGAUGUUAUUGGAGGAGCGUCUAUGACUCCCCUCCAACUAUCGAUAUUCAAGGACGCGCCGGCAUGCACAUCACUACUGUUACAAUAUGGCGCCGAUGUAUUACUACAGGACGAUCAAGCGAGAACUCUGCUACAUUUAGCCGCAGACACAAGUGUACAAUGUGUGCAAGUUAUAUUAGAUUAUUGUAAAGGGAACGCUAGAAAGAUACUUCAAGACGAAGAGGAAUUGUGGAGACCGGAUUUGGAAGAAAAAUCUGACCUAGAGCUGGCUGCAUACUUGUUGAAUAAGAUGGGAGAAAUGUGCAACGAUGCUGGUUACACACCCCUCAUGAUAGCCAGCAUGAAGGGAGACCAGACAAUAGUUGCCACACUACUGCAAGCAGCUCCGCACAGUAUAAACGUUCAAAUGCCAACGUGUGGCAACACUGCGUUGUAUAUAGCUGUCAGGACUGCGUUCACUGAGGCUGAAUUAUCUGGCAACAGGAAUAAAAUAGCGCCAAAUUACCUAGAAAUAAUAGAAACACUACACAAAUAUGGCGCCGAUCCUCUAAUAACUAACGAUUCAGGGAACAGUGUUGCUACACUCACAGCAGACUUCAAGAUAAACGAUCUCUCACAAGCGAUCGCGAAUAAAUUAUUAACGGGAACAAAUGUCAAGAAAAGUUUCGAAGACUACAUCCUAGUUAAAGAUCAGCAAGGUGAAAUUAAUGUCGAAUCGCUAUCCGUGAAAAAAAGAAAUAAAAAUGGCGGCGAAAAGUCUAAAAGUGAAGCUAAAGAUGAAAAGAAUAAAACGAGUUCGAAAAAAGUUAUUUUUUUCAAUGUGUCCGCGAAAGGGAAGCGGAAAAAAUCAGGGAAGAAUGUUCAAAAUUCAAAUGUAUCGGAAUCAGAAAAAAAAAUCGUGGAGAAAAAUGAAGAUAAUCAAGAAAAAACGUUGAUAGAAAAACAUACGCCUGUCAUAAUUACUAAAUCAAAUGUAUUGCCAGUUAAAAUAACAACCACAGAUAGUAUAAAUUCAAAAUCUACAGAUAAUGUAAUUACAAAUAAAAAUGUCGAUAAAAAUCCGUUAAAAAUAAACAUUUUGGAUACUAAAAGUUUGUCAGGUUUUAAAGUUGUGGACAAUAAAAGUAUUAGUACAAAAACGCCUGUUAUUAUUAAAAAAAGUAACCAAAUAAUUCAAAUAUUAAAUGAUAAUAUAACAGCUCUAAAUAAAAUAAACGCAGAUUUAAAGAAAACAAUUAAAAUAAGUCCAUCGGAUGUUUUGAAAUUAAAAAAUGGCGGUCCUUCAGACACGUCCAUACCGCGUUUUAUAAAAAUAAUUGCGCCAAGUAACAAAAAAAUUACAGUCGCAAAAGAAAUAAACUCUAUUCCAAGUAUUUCUACAAGUAAAAUUUCCACGAACGUCAUUAAAAGUGGCGCGAAAAUUAUUACAGAUAAUAUAAAAAUCAUAGACAAGAAACAAAAUAAUGAUACAGAUAACGUAGCAAAUGAAAAUGCGAGCAUAAUAACGCAUAAUAAUUUAAAGAGAUCUGCUGAUGAUAUAAUUUUACAGUUUAAGAAAAAACGAGAUUAAAUAUCUUAAAAUAUUACAAUGAUUUUCAGAACA